This is a messenger RNA of Impatiens glandulifera, 2593 nucleotides long. RefSeq names its product subtilisin-like protease SBT1.7. The record is from RefSeq and is a predicted model, not a curated record. Gene Ontology annotation, biological process: proteolysis. Lineage: Eukaryota; Viridiplantae; Streptophyta; Magnoliopsida; Ericales; Balsaminaceae. The coding region runs from base 17 to 2401 and encodes 794 amino acids. Gene Ontology annotation, molecular function: serine-type endopeptidase activity. The transcript has 2 exons.
AUUUCCAGCUGUGCUCAUGUUCUUGGUCUCUGUAUAUGAGUUACUAAUCUCAGUCUCUCAUUACAACAAUUCCCCAUUUUUCUCUCUAAUAAUCAUGAAGAAAACAAUGGUGACCAGUUUCCUUCUCAUGAUUAUGGCGACUGUUCUUUCUUCCCCAUCUACUAACGCGAUUGUCCCAGAAAUCAGAUCAACUUACAUAGUGCACAUGGCAAAAUCACAAAUGCCUGCCAUCUUCAACGAUCACACCAAAUGGUAUGGAUCGUCACUCAGAUCUGUCUCAGGAUCCGCCAAGAUUCUCUACACCUACAACAACGUCAUUCAUGGAUUUUCCGCCAGUUUGACGGAAAACGAGGCCCUGCAACUCCAAAAUCACCCCGGAAUUCUAACUGUCUUGCCGGAGAUGAAGUAUCAGUUGCACACCACUCGUACGCCGGAGUUUCUGGGUCUCGAUAAAAACGCCGAUUUAUUCCCCGAAUCGGAUUCCGAGAGUGAAGUUGUCAUCGGAGUUCUCGAUACAGGAAUCUGGCCGGAGAGUAAGAGUUUCGACGAUACCGGAAUGAAUCCAGUUCCGACUUCAUGGAAAGGAAUAUGCCAAUCCGGCACAAAUUUCAACGAAUCAAAUUGUAACAGGAAAUUGAUCGGGGCUAGAUACUUUUCAAAAGGAUACGAAGCUGUAAUGGGUACGAUUGAUGAAUCUAAAGAAUCCAAAUCGCCUAGAGACGAUGAAGGACACGGCACCCAUACCUCCACCACCGCUGCCGGUUCCGUCGUGGAAUCCGCCAGUCUUCUCGGCUAUGCUGCCGGAACUGCACGAGGUAUGGCGAUUCGUGCCAGGGUUAGUGCUUAUAAAGUAUGUUGGUUAGGUGGUUGUUUCAGUUCUGAUAUAUUAGCCGCCAUGGAUAAAGCCAUUGAAGAUAACGUUAAUGUUUUAUCAUUAUCUCUCGGCGGCGGUAUGUCUGAUUAUUACAGAGACAGCGUCGCCAUCGGAGCUUUCGCCGCUAUGGAGAAAGGUAUUCUCGUAUCUUGCUCUGCUGGAAACGCUGGUCCAAGCCCGUUUACUUUAUCAAACGUUGCUCCAUGGAUAACAACCGUCGGCGCCGGAACCCUAGACAGGGAUUUCCCUGCUUAUGUUAGUCUGGGUAAUGGAAAGAAUUUCUCCGGCGUAUCACUUUACAAAGGAGAUUCACUUCCUAAUAAAAUGCUUCCGUUUGUUUACGCCGGAAAUGUUAGUAGUUCAACAAAUGGUAAUCUUUGUUUGAUGGGAACUUUAAUACCGGAAAAAGUUUCCGGUAAAAUUGUUCUCUGCGAUCGCGGCGUAAAUUCUCGUGUACAGAAAGGUUCGGCGGUAAAGGCCGCCGGUGGGGCCGGGAUGAUCUUAUCGAACACGGCGGCGAACGGGGAGGAGCUUGUCGCCGACGCUCACUUGUUGCCGGCAACGUUGGUGGGUCAGAAAUCCGGUGAUGACAUCAAAGGUUACAUCAAUUCGGAUCCUAACCCAACCGCAACCAUCCUAUUUGAGGGAACAAAGAUCGGAAUCCAACCGUCGCCCGUCGUGGCGGCGUUCAGUUCACGAGGCCCGAAUUCAAUAACAUCCGAGGUUUUGAAACCCGACUUGAUCGCUCCGGGCGUAAACAUACUAGCCGGAUGGACAGGAAACGUCGGACCCACAGGUCUACCCGUUGACACAAGACGGGUCGGGUUCAACAUAAUAUCCGGCACUUCAAUGUCUUGCCCGCAUGUAAGCGGUCUAGCCGCCCUGAUUAAAGCUGCACAUCCCGAUUGGAGCCCCGCCGCCAUUCGAUCCGCCCUGAUGACCACCGCUUACACCGUUUACAAAAACGGAAAACCCUUACAAGACAGUGCAACUGGUAACCCGUCAACUCCUUUUGAUCACGGAUCCGGUCAUGUCGACCCGGUAUCAGCUCUGAAUCCGGGUUUAAUCUACGAUCUGGGUAUCAACGAUUAUCUGAAUUUCCUAUGCGGAAUCAAUUAUACUGAUUCGCAGAUAAACACCCUUGCCCGGAAAAACUUCACUUGUGAUCAAGGAAGUAAGAAGUAUAGUCUAAAUGAUUUCAACUACCCUUCGUUUUCCGUCCCGAUCACAACCCAGACCGGGUCGGGAUCGCCGGAGACGACGACCGUGAAGUAUUCUAGAACUGUUACGAACGUGGGAGCUCCGGCGACGUAUAAAGUUUCGAUUAAAAUGGAGGGGAGCGACGUGAAGGCGUCGGUUGAGCCGGAAUCGCUGAGUUUUAGUGAGGCGAAUGAGAAGAAAUCUUAUACGGUUGCGUUUACGGCGAGAAAUUUGGGGGCGGAAUCGAAUAAGGUUGUGUUUGGGAGAAUUGAAUGGUCGGACGGGAAACAUUUGGUCGGAAGUCCGAUUGCGGUUACGUGGACAUAGAAAUUAGUUAUAAUUAAUUACAGUGUUCUUCAACUGUAUAUUAAUUUGUGGGUUAUUUUUAAUAAAUAAGUUUAAUAUGUUGAAUCUUAUUGAUUUGUGAUGAUUGGAUCAUGUUAUUAACACUUGUAAAGUGUAAUUGUGGGGUUUGAUUCCAAUUAUGAAGAAAGCAAAUGCUCAUAAAUCAUAAUUAUU